GGCGCGAAUGGGGCACUGAUUGCGGUGCAAAUCGUGGAAGGGCUUGGCCACCAAGACGACGCUGUUUCUUAUCUUUCGUGGUGCGAAUGGAGGGAAUCUGGAACACGCUUCUAUUCGCAUGACCGAUGGGCAGCAUCGACCAUGGUUUUCGCAAGGACAUGGCGCGGGCCGGCUUGGCACCAACAGCGGCGCACUGGAACCGUGUCCGCUUGGCUCGAAUGGCCGCCGCCCUCUCAUUUGUCCUUUUCGGUCUCCGUAGCGGUUUUUCGAUCGGCAAUCUCGCUCUUGUUCCUUCCUGUCGCCAGAGACUGCCUUUCGGCUCCCACUCCCGCCUCCUCCUCCUCCUCCUCCUCCUCCUCCAAAGGCCCGCGCCUGCAUCCUUCCGAAUCUCUCCGCCUCGAACCGCAUCGGAUUUACCCCCCCCAGCCGGAUCCCCUGCAUCUUACAUCCCGCCCUCAGCAACCAGACAGAACACACAAAUCAUCACGCUUUGGCAUCAUGACGAUUCCGGGAGGAGCAGGCCAGCACCAAUCACAAGGCGAUCAGGCCAAAGCCCGGCAAGAACAGCAAAAGAAGCUGCUAAAAUACCAGCGACAGAAGGAAGCCGAUGUGAACGAAUAUGAGAAGGAGAUCAUCUACAGCGACAAAUAUAGCGACGACAUCUACGAGUAUCGCCACGUAAUGCUCCCUCAAAAGCUCGCUCAAUAUGUUCCCCAAGGACGUCUGAUGCCGGAGGAUGAAUGGCGAUCACUUGGAGUAAUGCAAAGCCGCGGAUGGAUCCACUACAUGGUUCACAACCCAGAGCCACAUAUCCUGCUGUUCCGAAGAGAGCUGAAUUACGGCCAAAACUGAUCCAGAGAAAAGAGUUGGUGUCGACCGAAGGGCGAAAUGGGACUCGUGUGAUGAUAAAAGCAGCAUGAUGCAACCAAACCGGAAGGAAUCGUUCUCGUCACGAUCUGCCACGCUGACGAAGCUUGCU
Molecule: messenger RNA, 979 nt
Organism: Polychytrium aggregatum
Lineage: Eukaryota; Fungi; Chytridiomycota; Chytridiomycetes; Polychytriales
Product: cyclin-dependent kinase regulatory subunit-domain-containing protein
Exons: 6
Coding region: 142-852 (236 amino acids)
Biological process (GO): regulation of mitotic cell cycle
Cellular component (GO): cyclin-dependent protein kinase holoenzyme complex; SCF ubiquitin ligase complex
Molecular function (GO): protein kinase binding; ubiquitin binding; cyclin-dependent protein serine/threonine kinase activator activity
Source: RefSeq, a predicted model, not a curated record